GACGCCGUCACGUCGCGGUGCUGCUGCUGCCCUGCUUGCUGCCUGCCUCCUGUCCUGCGUGCGUUCAACUUUGGUGGUGCUGGAACAAGUGGACAAGCCGGCAACGCCAAACGAGAAAAGGAACCCAAGCCUUCAUCACCAAAAGAAAAAAAAAAAAAGAAAAAGCACACACAAAAAAAAAGGAGUACUCCUCCGUAGACUACGACAUCGUCCGUCGAGGCGGCGAGGAGGCGGAGGCGGAGGCGGAGGCGAAGAUGAGGAAGAAGCUCGGCACCCGGUUCCCCGCGGCUCGAAUCAAAAAGAUUAUGCAAGCAGAUGAGGAUGUCGGAAAGAUUGCACUAGCGGUGCCUGUUUUAGUCUCGAGGGCUCUUGAAUUGUUUUUACAAGAUUUAAUUGACCGGACUUAUGAAAUUACUCUUCAAAGUGGAGCAAAGACACUGAAUUCCUUCCACCUGAAGCAAUGUGUGAAGAGGUACAGUUCUUUUGAUUUCCUAACUGAAGUUGUCAACAAGGUACCAGAUCUUGGUGGCGCUGAUUCCUGUGGAGAUGAAAGAGGAUUACCUAGAAGAAGAAAGUCAAAUGGCAGUGACCCAGAGAAUGAUGAAUCAAGAUCUAGUAAAAUGGUCAUAAGAAAUGCAAACAUCAGCCCCAGAGGACGUGGGAGGGGUCGAGGCAGAGGGCGAGGUCGGCCACCAACCAAGAGAAAGGAAGUUGGUUAUGUGCAAUUUGAAGAUGAGAGCAGCAUGUUUGCUGAACAAGGUGAACCCUUACCAGGAGAGGAAACAGUUCAAGAGAUCAACAAUGGCAACGAGAUCAUGCCUCAAAGCACGCAACCUCCAGUAGAGGCUCCGCCAACAGCCCCUGCACAAGCUACAAGUUCUAAGGUGGAAGAAGCGAACACCAAUCAUCAGUCAGAUUGGCCUAUGCCAGAUGCCAUUGGAAGCAUCGGUGUCGGUCCGUCUGGUUUUGGGCAUCUGACAGUGCAGGUCGAUGAAGACGAGGACUACGACAAUGAGGACUAGUCAGGGCCAUUCUCAUUGUAUGCACUAACAGGACUGUUCUGGUGUUGUAAAAUGUAAAUAUAGUUUGAAAUAGUUGCCCGCAGCUUAGCUGUGAUUGUCUGUUGUGCGGUUAUUAUGUAGUACUGUGUAACUUCUGUUUUUCCAAUAAUUGCUUGGUAGUUGCUUUUUGUUUACAUGAUCGACUGUCUAAGCGUUUUGUCAUAUUUAACACCGUAUAUUUGAGCAGGGAUCGGCUAUUUUAAGUAUUUUGCUUUUAUUCAA
Messenger RNA from Sorghum bicolor (sorghum), 1283 nucleotides. RefSeq names its product dr1-associated corepressor. The transcript is spliced from 6 exons. The coding region runs from base 255 to 1022 and encodes 255 amino acids. Gene Ontology annotation, biological process: regulation of DNA-templated transcription. The record is from RefSeq and is a predicted model, not a curated record. Gene Ontology annotation, molecular function: protein heterodimerization activity. Lineage: Eukaryota; Viridiplantae; Streptophyta; Magnoliopsida; Poales; Poaceae. Gene Ontology annotation, cellular component: nucleus.